AUGGUGUCCAACCCUGGGUAUGUUGCUCCUCCCCCUUCACUGCCGACUACACAUGCCACACAACCUCCCUCUACACAGGACACAGGUGAGGGAUCCACUGCUGUCCCAGCUGUAAGUGGCCAGCAAUCAUCACAGACACAGGCAUCAUCUAGAUCGCUUCUAACAUUAAGAUGGGAUGGGUUUACUUGUUGGAUUCCACCACAGAAGGGUCUCCACCAGGUGACAGAUACCAUUAAGAAGAUAUUGUUCGAUUCAAUUGGAAAAUUGAAGCAUUUAAGAUAUCUUGACAUCACUGAUUGUUUCUCCGUGAUUGGGAUACCAGUUGGGUUGGGAAAGUUGUGCUGGUUGCAAUUCUUAUCAAUCUUUGCUGUGGGAGACAGCCAAGAAACAAAAUAUGGCACAUUAAAUGAAUUGAAAGACUUAAACCUGAGAGGAGAAUUAAUAAUUCAGGAUCUCGAUCGUGUCAGAGACGUGGCUCUGGAAUCACAUGAUGUAAAUUUAAAAGAAAAAAAAUUCCUUCGAUCCUUGACUCUGAAUUGGUCGCCAUAUGAAGACUGUAACAGUGACAGCUUGCAAUUAUUGGAAAACCUUCAGCCCCACCGUAAUCUCAAGUGUUUGUAUGUCUAUCAUUAUCCAGGCUUGCUUUUCCCUAAUUGGCUUUCUCUCCUCACAAAUGUUGUUGACAUCACUCUCUUUGGGUUUGAUAGUUGUCGUUGUCUCCCACCGUUGGAACAUCUCCCGUCCCUGAAGUCACUUUUGAUGAAGUGUCUUUUUGAAUUGGAAUACAUAUAUCUAUACGAAGAUGGUUUUGCAGUAACCUUCUUCCCCUAUUUGGAGAGCCUCACAGUAGAGAUUUGUCCUAAGUUUAUGGGAUGGCGGAGGCGGGGAGAUGAUAUCAAUGAUUCACAUAAUCUCUCCUUACUUCUCUCAUUUCCUCAUCUUUCUCGAUUAAUUGUCUCUGAAUGUCCACAGUUGACUUGCAUGCCUACUUUUCCAAACGUUAAGAUUUUACAUUGGGAUGAAUGCAGUGCGGAGCCAUUAAUUGCAACACUAAACUCAACAUGUUCAGCUGACUCAUCUUCCUCCGCUGUUCCUUUGUCCAUGCUCAAACAAUUGACGAUUUCUGGUCCUAUGAAUUUACCAAAGGGUUGGAUGCAAAAUCUGACUUCUCUCGAGUCUCUUGAAAUUAGACGGUGUGAAAGUGAAACACUUGAGGAAUUUGAGGACGACACCAACUGCCUUCCUUCUCUGCGAAAAAUCAGCAUAUAUGAGUGUGGAAGGCUAAAGGUUUUGCCAGAUUGGAUUUGCAACCUCUCAUCGCUUCAGCGCAUCAAGAUCUACGGUUGCCCAAAUUUGGCAUCGCUCCCCGAAGGAAUGAGUAGUCUUACCAACUUAAAGAUCUUUGAGGUCAGGGAGUGUUCCCUCUUGAUUGAAGAAUGCAGAAGAGAGACAAGUGUUGUUAGUCGCCAAAUCGCACACAUCCCACAGAUUAUCGUUCGUGAUUACUUAUAA
This is a messenger RNA of Abrus precatorius (Indian licorice), 1512 nucleotides long. Its product is annotated as putative disease resistance protein RGA3. The coding region runs from base 1 to 1512 and encodes 503 amino acids. The transcript has 3 exons. Lineage: Eukaryota; Viridiplantae; Streptophyta; Magnoliopsida; Fabales; Fabaceae. The record is from RefSeq and is a predicted model, not a curated record.